Molecule: messenger RNA, 2536 nt
Organism: Hyaena hyaena (striped hyena)
Lineage: Eukaryota; Metazoa; Chordata; Mammalia; Carnivora; Hyaenidae
Product: zinc finger protein 234-like
Exons: 3
Coding region: 74-2110 (678 amino acids)
Biological process (GO): negative regulation of transcription by RNA polymerase II
Molecular function (GO): DNA-binding transcription repressor activity, RNA polymerase II-specific
Source: RefSeq, a predicted model, not a curated record
CCGGCCAGGUGCAGCUCUGCCUUCCUGGGACCUGUGCAACUCCGUGCUCUGCACACCGCCAGGAGGAGGACCCAUGACCAUGUUUAAGGAGAUGGUGACGUUCAAGGACGUGGCUGUGGUCUUCACCGAGGAGGAGCUGGGGCUGCUGGACCCCGCCCAGAAGCAGCUGUAUGGAGACGUGAUGCUGGAGAACUUCCGGAACCUGCUCUCGCUGGGUGAGGACCCGCGCUCUGUGACUCAGGGCGGAAAGAUACAAAGUAAAAUGAAGACUGUUUUGGAAGCAGAACCACAUGAAGAGCUUUCCUGCUGGCAGAUCUGGCAACAGAUUGCAAGUGACUUAACCCGGUGUGAAGGCUCCAUGAAAAAGAGUUCUCAGUUCCCCAAACAAAGUGAUUUACCUGGACAGCCUGGGACUGGACUAUCAGAAACUCACACAGGUCAGAAACCAGAUCAGUGCAGUGAAUUUAAGAAAUAUUUCAGUGAUGUCUCCAACUUUGAUCUUCAUCAACAAGUACAGUCAGGAGUGAAGUCUCACACGUGUCGUGAGUGUGGAAAAAGCUUCUGUUACAGCUCAGCACUUCAUAUUCAUCAGAGAGUUCACCUGGGAGAGAAACGCUAUAAGUGUGAUGAGUGUGGGAAGGAAUUCAGUCAGAGCUCGUGCCUGCAAACACAUCAGAAAGUCCACACUGUAGAGAAGCCAUUCAAAUGUGAGCAAUGUGGGAAUGGCUUCUGUCGUAGGUCAGCACUUAAUGUUCAUUAUAAAUUGCACAUGGAAGAGAAACCAUAUCGUUGUGACCAAUGUGGAAGGGCCUUCAUUCAUGCCUCCCAUCUUCAGGAACAUCAGAGAAUCCACACUGGGGAGAAACCCUUCAAAUGUGAUAAAUGUGGUAAGAAGUUUCGUCGUAGAUCAUCACUGAAUAGUCAUUGUAUGGUCCACACGGGAGAAAAACUGUUCAAAUGUGAGGAGUGCGGGAAGUGUUUCUUUUGUAGCACAAAUCUUCACAUCCACCAGAAGGGCCACACACGAGAGAAACCUUAUAAAUGUGAGGAAUGUGGGAAGGGCUUUAUUCAGCCUUCACAUUUUCGGGCCCAUCAGAGAAUCCAUACUGGUGAGAAACCAUAUGUAUGUAAAGUGUGUGGUAAAGGCUUCACUAUGAGUUCCAAUCUUCAGGCACAUCAGAGAGUCCACACAGGAGAGAAACCAUACAAAUGCGAUGAGUGUGGGAAGAACUUCGGGACGAAAACCCGUUAUCAAGUUCAUCUAGUGGUCCACACGGGAGAGCGACCCUAUAAAUGUGAGGUAUGUGGGAAGGACUUUAGUCAGAGAGCAUAUCUUCAGUCCCAUCUGAAGACGCACAGCGUAGAGAAACCAUACAAGUGUGAGGAGUGUGGGCAGGGCUUCAAUCAGAGUUCCCGACUUCAGAUUCACCAGUUGAUCCACACUGGAGAGAAACCCCACAAAUGUGAAGAGUGCGGGAAGGGAUUCAAUCGUAGAGCAGAUCUCAAAAUUCACUGCAGAAUCCACACAGGAGAGAAACCUUUUAAUUGUGAGGAGUGUGGGAAAGUAUUCAGGCAGGCUGCCAAUCUUCUGGCACAUCAGAGAUUUCACAGUGGAGAGAAUCCUUUCAAAUGUGUUGAGUGUGGGAAGAGCUUUGGUCGCAGUUCACACCUUCAAGCCCAUCAAAAAGUCCACACUGGAGAGAAGCCAUACAAGUGUGAGGAGUGUGGGAAGGGCUUCAAGUGGAGCUUGAAUCUUGACAUGCAUCAGAGGGUCCACACAGGAGAGAAACCCUACAAGUGUGGGGAGUGUGGGAAGCACUUCAGUCAGGCCUCAAGUCUUAAGGUUCAUCAGAGUGUCCACAGUGAGGAGAAACCAUACAAAUGUGACGUGUGCGGCAAGGUCUUCCGCCAUUCUUCACAGCUACAGUCUCAUCAGAGAGUCCACACAGGGGAGACACCUUACAAGUGUGAGACCUGUGGUCAGAGUUUCCGUUGGCGAUCCAAACUUUCACAUCAUCGCAAAACUCAUGGCGGCAGUACGGUUUAUGAAAGUAACAAGGGUGGCAGGAACAUGAAGGAAUUGUCCGUGGAAAGAAGUUCUCCAAAAUGACGUUCUGUGAAACCCUGAAUUCUCAUCAUCAUUGAGCCUCAUAAGAGAGAAAAUACUUGUUUUAGUUUAGUUGGUAUUUGAGCAAUAAUUAAACGUCUCAGUUUUCACCAGGUCACACAGUGGAGAACCCUUAAAUGGUGUGAUACGGCUUUGUUCAGAAGCACUUAGAUAGUACUUAGGAAGAGUUUGGUCUGGCCUUUAACACAAGUAUAAUGGUCAGCGUGCCAGAAUUCAUACCCACUAGAAUGUAAGCUGCCUGAGGGCGGGGACUUUGCUGCUAAAUCUACAUAGCCUUCAAAGCUGGAGGCAUCAUAAUUCUGGACUUCGAGUUAUGUUACAAAACUGUAGCAAACAAAAUAGUGUUGUACUGGCACAAAAAUAGACACAUAGGUCACUACAACAGAAUAGAAAACCCAAAAAUGAAUC